CACCCUCCCCCUCUUUCUCCAGUGCCACCCACGGCAAUGGCAAGAUCCGCCGCCACCGGGCCCCGGCACGGCCUCAACCACCGGAUCCGGCCACCUCAGCCCCUCGGCGCGGCCUCAACUGUCGGAUCCGGCCACUACCGGCCCACGACGCGGCAUUCAACCAUCGGCCCUGGGUGCGGCAACCAGCCCCCCAUCUUCCCUUGGGCAGCUGUGAACUUCAUCUCCAUCACCGAGGAGCCUCCCCUCUCAUCUGGCCAGAUUCCAGCGAUCUCCGUCGUGCCAUAGCCUGUCUUGUGCCGGAUUCGGCCGCCGGGGCCACUAGAUCCAUGGCAAGUGGAUCCCGUGCGUGCUAGAUUCGGCUGUGGUGCGCCCCUCCACGCCAUGCAGUUCUCUUCCCGUGAGGCUCGCCGUUCUUGAUCCCGAGCUCCAGGGCUCCUCAAUGACGAAUCUGAAGCACAACCGUGGCCGCUUGGAGGCACAGAAAAGGAGGGCAACGGCAGCACCGCCGCCGGACGGCCAGAGUCCUGCUCCUCCCCUUGUUCUCGUCCAUGUCUGCGUUCAGGCGCGGCUAUCAGCGUCAGCCGCUGCGGGCGUCACGUGCAACUCAGCCCAAGGGGUCGAGAAGUACAUCCCACGGGACAUCGCAGUACUGUGUGGAAUCCAAGUACUGGACUGGCUUGGUCUUUCAACGAGCUUCACCGUCGUCCGCCGGCGCGAUCCUCUGGAGCUGCGCUGGCAAGGGCUCACUGUUGCUUCUCAUUGCAGCUCAUUGUUGUUCUCCACCUGAUGUCUAGCAGUGCAGGUUGCUUCUCAUUGCAGCUCGGUUGGGUCGCCGGUGCAGUACACAGGCACGUGAGAGGACGACAGGCGUGUAGUUUGGUUUCGGCCGUGCAUCGCUCUGGUAUGGAUACGGGCGUCAUGCGUUUUACUCGAUUGUGCGCAGAAGGUUCUUGGACUCUGUUGGCGUGUAGUUUGGACAGCGGCUCGUCAGCUUGUCCCGUGUUUUGCAGCUGGUGCCACUGCGUGUGCAUUUUAGUAGUUGGCCCCCCGUGUAGUUUAGUUAAUGUGUUUGUAUCUACAAAGAAGUUUUUUGUUUUUGAGCACGUACAAUGUAGUUUGGAGCAUGUGAACAUCCAGUGCAAAAUGGUGCAUUUUAUUUUUGAGGAGUUUAUGUAUAAAAAUUACAGGGACUUUAUUUGAAAGUGUUCAGAAAUUGCA
Molecule: messenger RNA, 1218 nt
Organism: Triticum dicoccoides
Lineage: Eukaryota; Viridiplantae; Streptophyta; Magnoliopsida; Poales; Poaceae
Exons: 2
Coding region: 440-787 (115 amino acids)
Source: RefSeq, a predicted model, not a curated record